Fopius arisanus is the source of this 2670-nucleotide messenger RNA. RefSeq names its product cysteine-rich hydrophobic domain-containing protein 2. The record is from RefSeq and is a predicted model, not a curated record. NCBI's taxonomy places the organism in Eukaryota, Metazoa, Arthropoda, Insecta, Hymenoptera, Braconidae. The transcript has 4 exons. Bases 493 to 990 code for a protein of 165 amino acids.
GACACUUUCCAGUCCAUGCUUUUUUACUGAAGGAAACCAUUUGAAAUGACUUAGGCUUCAAUUAAUCCCAAAUUCUUCACGUCCCAUAAUAAGUUUCGUCCACUUGCUCCACUUGCUAAUAUAUUAAUUAAAAAUUUUUAGACGACUUUUUUAUUUGUGAAGAAAAGGAAUAAAUGGUGGAGUAAUUGGGUCUGGACUGGUGGCAACAUUGUUGACUAUAUUUUCGUGUUAUUCAUCGGAUUAUCCAGAUUUAUUCGCAGUGUUCUCUGCUUUAGUCUCAUAUAGUGUUGUGACGACCAAUGAAUCAGGAUGGAUCCUCGGGCAUCUCCAGGAGUCAUCAAAAAAGAGUGAAUACUUCUAGAAGAAUUUUUACGUGGAUUGUCAGGACAAAUUGAAGUAUCCUCGGUGAAGGAUAUUUCUAGUUCAAAUUGUUAUUUCAUGUGUGUAAUUGAAUUCAUGAGAACAGUGGAAAAUCGUGGGACUUAAGUUGAGAUGGCAGAUUUUGAUGCUAUUUAUGAAGAGGAAGAGGAGAAUGAACAAAAUUCGGAAGAUCAUUAUGUUACCAUUGUGCCAGAUCCAAUCGUCGUUCGAGGGGCUGGAAAUAUGACAGUGUUUGGACUGAGCAACCGGUUCGAGGCUGAAUUUCCAAAUGGUCUUGUUUCCAGAGUUGCGCCUGAAGAAUUUAAAGCCACAGUCAUGCGGGUUAAUAGUGUACUCAAAAAAACAUUGCCGGUUAAUGUUAAGUGGCUGUUCUGCGGAUGUGUCUGCUGCUGCUGCACACUGGGGUGUUCAUUGUGGCCGGUUGUUUGUUUAAGCAAAAGGACGCAGCAUUCGUUGAAUAAACUUCUUGAGUGGGAAAAUAGUCGACUUUACCAUAAACUGGGAUUACACUGGAGAUUGACGAAGCAGAGGUGUGAUAGUUCAUCGAUGAUGGAAUACGUACUUCUCAUUGAAUUUAUCCCAAAAAUUCCCAUAUACCGGCCUGACUAGGCCUCAUACCAUAAUAAUUCGAACAAAUUCAAAGAUCCCUGGGAUUCACCUGAGCUCGAAGCAGCAGCAUGUCUGCAAUGAGAGAAUAUUUUUGUAGACACGAAUCACGAAACUACAUGUCAGGGUGCGUUGUAGAUACAUCGGUUAUAGAUCGAUAUUAAUUCACAUGAAACAAUGCAGUAGAUUACUGCCUCUGUGUUUUGUUGAAAAUAGUGGGUAAACUUUUAUACUAAAGCGUAAUGCAUCGGGAGACAACAGUUUAUUACACAUUAUCACUUUCAUUAUUUCUAUCGUUGAAAGAGAAUGCACAUAAUUAUAUUCAGAAAAAGUGGGAAAAUGCAAAUUUCAGAUAUUUUUAGAACUACCCGGAACAAAAUAAUAAAUCGGAAAUUGAUUAGUGAUAAGGGAAUUUGCGGACAGGAAUUAUUCCAUUUUAUUGGCUAUUCAAUGAGACGAAUGAAUUUUCAUUUCAAAAUAAAAUGUAAUAUUCUUUUGCCCCUAUUUCCGAUGUUAUGUUAUAUGUAUUCUAUUCUUGAGAAUAAAUUUUAGAGGAGACGACUGGACUCUUCAGGCCGUGGGAGAUUAAUUCAGAGCGAAGUGUUGGGAAAAGGUUAAUGUCCGAAUUUUGUAGAGAAUAUUGAUUUCAGGAGGGAAUCUACUGUAUUUUUACGAAAAUUUAACCAACAGAAUAAGUUCGGUGAAAUUUUCAACUUGAAUCGAUAUUUUUUUAGAUAAAUUGACAAUUGAGAACAUAUUACCAAAUUGUUCAUGGCAAGAGGACCACAAUCGUCUUAUUUGCCUCUUCCAGCGUUGAUCGUGUCAUUUAUAUAUUAAUAUUUCACGUUUUCACAUCAUUGAAUUCGUUCACAUCGUUGAAAUCACACGUUGCACGCAGUCUUUCAUCUCAGUUAACAUGAGCACGAAAUCUUGAGGAGAAAAUCCACCGGUAAAGAUUUCAAAAGUGAUUUCUGUCCUUAGAGGGCUGUGAUGAGAGUUAAGACUAGCGUUAUAAUUUAUUUGAAAUCAAGGGCCUUUUUAAACAUGAUACAGACAUCGUUUUAUCAACUGCAGCGUUGAAUAGUAGAGAUUUUUGAAAUUUUUUGACGAUUAUUUGUUGCAUCGCUUUACCUUUGUUGCCUUCGCCAGAAAAAAGUCGUCGCUAGAUCGACGGACUAACGAGAAAAUGAUCUCGAAUUUGUUUAAGCAAUAUUUUUCAUUGUAUGAAUAAUAUAAGUAUGAAAAAGUAUACAGCGGGAAAAUGCCCGUGAUUUUUUUUUGUUAAUUGUACGUUGUUGGUGAAUUAUGUGGAGAACACGUCAGCAGGUGAUUUAUUAUUUAAUCCCUGAGUGAGAAAUAUCAUUCGAGCGAAUAUUAGUCGUUCGUCAUCGAGUAAAAUCCGUGAAAGAAAAAACUGAUAAAAUGAUAAACGUGGUGUCGACGUGUGCCUUUGCUCAUUAAUCAUUUGAGAACCUAAUGUAUAGUCAUCAGUUCCUAAAGGAGAUAAUUGUAAAUAACUCAUUGCAUCAGUUGUAAUCGAACGCUUACAUCGUAGAAUUAUCGAUACGUCAUAUCAGAAAGGAUAGGGGUGUAACUGAAAAUAAUUCAUCGUUCUGCUUACCAUUGAGAGCGUAACGCAGCAGAUUAACGUGAUAUCGAACGAAUAAAGAUAACUCAAAUGAA